Molecule: messenger RNA, 1164 nt
Organism: Sphenostylis stenocarpa
Lineage: Eukaryota; Viridiplantae; Streptophyta; Magnoliopsida; Fabales; Fabaceae
Source: the annotation of a GenBank genome assembly
AUGGGGAUAAUAUGGGUGGAGGUCUGCUUGAUAUCUGCACAUGGACUCCAGCAACCAACCUCACUUUGGAAGCGUCAAUGGUUUGCUGUUGGAUGGAUUGAUCUUAACAGCAAAUAUUGCACUAAAGUUGUUGAUUCAGGGAGUGCAAAUCCUGUGUGGAGAACCAAGUUUGUCAUUCCUGUUGAUGACUCAGCGCCAAAUCUCCAAGAUUUGGCACUGAACGUCGAAGUUUACAGUAUAGACCCCAUAUUCUUCACGGAAAAGCUUCAUGGCUCAGCAACAGUUUUUCUCAGAGAGUUUCUUGUCAAGCAGGUAAAGAAUUCUAAAGUCUACAAUCCCAAGCAACAAGAAGUUGGAAGCUACCAAUUACGAAAGAAGAAAUCCAACCAACCAAGAGGUUUCAUCGACAUUUUAAUUCGUAUUUCUGACAAAAAGAAAGAGCCAAAUUCCCAAUCAGGAAACAAGGAUGGAAUUUUGCUCUUAGAUGAUGCAGACAGUACCCAAUUCAACAUAGAGGGAGGAGUAAGGCAAGCAUACCGUCGGAAGCCUCAGGCCUCAAUCCAUCAGCCAGAAGAUCAUGUACAAACAAAUAUCCCAGACUACCACCAUUCAGGGCCAUUCACCACUACAAACUAUUAUGAUCCAUAUGUGGGUGAAGCAAGCUACCAUGAGAUGGGUGAAAGAUGCUACCAUGAGGUAGGUGAACCAUGUUACCAUGAGAUGGGUGAACCAUGUUACCAUGAGGUAGGUGAACCAAGCUACCAUGAGAUGGGAGAAACAAGCUACCAUGAGGUAGGUGAACCGAGCUACCAUGAGAAGGGAGAAACAAGCUACCAUGAGGUGGGUGAACCAAGCUACCAUGAGGCAGCUGGACCAAGCUAUCUGCUGCCAAGAACAAUAACACCUCCUCCACCGCCCCCACCAUCAAAUGUUGGCUAUAUUCCCACCUUUCUCCCAGGAAAUGAUGGCUUGUCUCCAAGCUACAGGUCAACAACCAGGGCAGCCCCUGGUCAGAGGGUACCUGCAGGAGUUGUAAUGGGGUUAGGUGCUGGAGCACUAGCUGCCGGUGCUGUAAUCUUUGGUGAUGACUUCAUGUCGGGGUUUGAUGUUCCUCAGGGCCUAGGAGAUUCUAGGUUCAACCUAGAUACGGAUCCUCCUUUCUGA